Messenger RNA from Effrenium voratum, 1053 nucleotides. Lineage: Eukaryota; Dinophyceae; Suessiales; Symbiodiniaceae. The record is from the annotation of a GenBank genome assembly.
AUGAUGAAUAUUUUCCGAGCUCUUUGGAAGGAAGUCUGUGGCCGCAUCUUUCCUGUGCAGGAUUUGGAGGGCCACACCAACCUUUUCUCGGAUUCAGUUUCAGGAUCCUUGCACAAUAAUGUGCAAAAGGCCCGUGAGAAACUAUUGGUCUGGAACACCAAGCGCUUCAUGACACAGAUCCAGGAGGACUCAGAGUGGAUACCUGGAAAAUUGGGAACUUUUGAGCACCCGCAAGCCAGAAAUCUGUUGAGCAGGAUUUUGGCAGAGCCGACUGCCGAAUUGGCGUUCAAUUCGGCCAAGCUGCACAUUGCUGGAGCUCCCUUCAAUCAGGACGGAAACAACAAGUAUGUCUUCCACUGUCAACAUGCUCAGAGGCCCAAAGCGAGGCUUGUGGCAAAGGUGUACAAUACUGAGGCCAGAGUGCGUAACCAGGCAGCUUAUCUCCAGGAACUUGAUGUCAGUUCAAAAACUCAGCAUUAUGUCGAUGCAUUCAACAAAACCCGUGCGAGCAACAUCCACUUCAUUUCUGUAAGGGUUGAGUACUUCUAUGCCGACACACCGGUGCCACCCUUCAACUGCGUACACUAUUUGGUAGAAGAGUUUCUCGAUGGACACUUGGAAAAAUUCAACAGCAAUUCUGGUUGGACUUACAAAAAUGUAGCAACUGGCAUGGCCGAGGUUGCUCAGGCAUUCAGCCACUUCACGUACAAACUUUCGCACAGAAAGGAGAUUCUCGUCGAUGUGCAAGGCCUUGCCAAGGACACGCUCUUCUACAUGCAUGAUAUUGCACGGCAUACAAAGGAAGAGCCAAGCCCCUUGGAGCCAAUGAACCACGGUCAGAAAGGAAUAUGCUCCUUUUUCAAGAGCCACAAAUGCUAUGCAACGUGCCUGAAAUUGGGACUUCAGAGCUGUUGGCCAGACAUGUCCGGUUCUAUGGAGGUACUUCCAAAGGUGCGUGAAUCUUUGCAGAACACAGCAGUUCUACAUUCCGCGCGGAGCAGCCAGUGCCAGUCAAUUCUCGAAGAUAACGGCGAAGAGUCGGAGUCGGAUUAA